Messenger RNA from [Candida] anglica, 408 nucleotides. The record is from the annotation of a GenBank genome assembly. NCBI's taxonomy places the organism in Eukaryota, Fungi, Ascomycota, Pichiomycetes, Serinales, Debaryomycetaceae.
AUGCCCAAAUAUUACUGUGACUACUGUAAGUCAUACCUCACACAUGAUACCAUGAGUGUGCGUAAAUCCCAUUUAAUGGGUAGAAAUCAUAUCAAAUACUAUUGCGAUUACUAUGAACAAAAGGCAAAGCAAACCGGAAUAUGGACACCUCUGGAACUCCCAUAUGAGAUUGAUACGCUGUAUUUGAACCAAGGAGCACCGGGUGUACGAGUGCCCAAAGAAAAAUCCUCUAAAAAAUCCAAUAUUCCAGCUGAUGUCUAUAGUGCACAAAAGAACUUUUCUCUUCCUCCCCCUCCAAAUUUACCGACUUUCCCAAACCCUCCACCUUCGAUACUAAGAGAGGCAGAAGAAGUUAAAGAGUCUAUAGCACUUCAUAAACGUAAAGAUACCGAAAACACUUGGUAUUAG